Charadrius vociferus (killdeer) is the source of this 1776-nucleotide messenger RNA. It is a transcript of the gene LRRC43, whose product is annotated as leucine rich repeat containing 43. The coding region runs from base 1 to 1776 and encodes 591 amino acids. The transcript has 12 exons. NCBI's taxonomy places the organism in Eukaryota, Metazoa, Chordata, Aves, Charadriiformes, Charadriidae. Gene Ontology annotation, molecular function: protein binding. The record is from RefSeq and is a predicted model, not a curated record.
AUGGCCUACGAUGUGAGGCAGCAGACGAACAAGUCCCGCUUCGAUGCACACACAAGCUCCCGCAGAGGCUGGACAAGGCUGGGGACAGACGCGGCUGUGAUGCUGGGCGAGGAGAGCCCCGAAGCGCUGAUGGAUCUUCUGCGCGACCGGCGCAGCCCCUGGGCUCUGCCACCAGACUGCAGCCGCCAGGACCAGCACCUGCGGGAAGUGGCCGUGCUGACGCCCAAGCUCGUCCAUGGUUCCAACAUCUUCCAGAUCCUCAGGUCGCUGCGGAUCGUUGGCAAAGGGGUAGAGGAAGUUGACGAUGGUCUCUUGCAGUUACAUCAGCUGGAGGAACUCAUCCUCAGUGCCAACCAGAUCAGCAGGAUAACCUCGGCCAACCUGCCCCGGACACUGAAGGUCCUGGAGCUCUGCUGCAAUGCUGUGGCUGAUCUGCAGGACCUGUGCACUCAGCCUCCUCCGGAGCUGCAGCACUUGGGGCUGGGAUACAACAGGCUGUGCAGCCCUUCGCAGGACAAGUACCUCACUGCGGCCUUCUGGCCAAACCUCGUCUCCCUUGACCUGAGCUUUAACAACUUCAUGGAUCUGCUGGGGCUGGUCUACCAACUGUCCAGUCUGCAGAAGCUCCGCAUCCUUGUGCUCCAAGGGAACCCACUGGCUCUCAUUCCCACUUACAGAGCCUUCCUUGUGGACAGCCUGCCCAAGCUCUCCAUCCUUGAUGACAUCCACAUAGGGCCUGACGAGAGGCACCAGUUCCAUGGUUUGGCAAGGCAGCCAGAGCUGAUCAGGAGCGAAGCACGAGUGGUCGUGAGCAUUGGGGAGAUCGAGGGAGUCCCUGAUCCCAGCCCUCGUCAGCAGCUGGAGGUUGGCUCCAAGGCUCCGGUGAUCACCUACAGCUACUGUGUGAUGUACGAGUUUGUGGAGGGCGAGGAGAUCGAGGACGGUAGCUGCACUGAGGUAACAAAAAUCCAUCAGAGUCCCACGGUGGCCACCCUUGGUGUGGACAGCUCUGCUCAGGACACAGGAGAAACAAAGGGCCAGCAGGAGCCUGCAGCCACAGAGGGGCCCAAGACCCACUCUGCAAAGGUGUUUGUCACCCCUGGAAAACCCUGGGCAGGCACCAUCGACUGCAGCUACAGGAAGGAGCACACUGCCAAGGACUUAGUGGGGCUGAAGUCCUACCUGGCGGCUGGAACGAUUGUCUCGGUCGUGGAGGAGAAGGUGCUCUCAUGGCCUGUCAAUGCUGAUGCAGAAGAAAAUGCAGUCACGAAGGGGAAGGCAGGACGGGUGCUGCAGAAGGAUGGUGCCAAGGUUCCUGUGCCCAGGGACAAGCAGAAAAAGAAGAAGAAGGAGCAGAAGCCAUGUGAACUCCGCAGUGACCCUCCCAUUCGGAGGACCCUGGGCACCAGGAGAGUCACCCUAGAGUCCCUGCUGGCCACCGAGGACCUGGUGGCAACUGUAUGUGACUUUGGGAUCUUGAUCACUGAGCAGCCGCUGCAGCCACCAAGUCUGGAGAAGGUAAGGAACGACAGGACAAAAAGCAAAGACAAGAGCAAAAAAACAAAAGGAGAGAGAGAAAGUCAGGCCAGCUGGAAAACCACGGCGUCUGCAAAAGGAAAAAGGAAAAACAAAGACUCUGCUGAACUGGAGGAGGGUCGAGAGCUCCAGCCGGUGCCGCUGACGGUUCAAUUCCAGAUGCAGCUGCUUCGGUGGCCCUCGGCUGCCGGUACCCAGAGCCAGGAGAGCGUGACCAUGGCAGUGGGGAAGACCCAGUAA